AUGAAGCGCAAGCGCGGCCACACGCCGGGCAAGAAGAGUUCUUCGAAUACCACCGGGGGAGACUCUUCGUCUGCAUCUCCGUCCAGCCCAAGCACCGAGGAGAACAUCCCAGCGGAGAAUGCGCCUGUCUCGAGGUCCACUCCGGCAGUGCCUGAACCAUCUCCUCCUCCUGAACCAGAGAAGCCGAUCCUCCCUGCCCCAGCUCCGGCUCAUCCCACCGCUGAUAUACCGUACGCCAAGCCGAAGGUGGGGGCGGUAUACGGUCGUGUGAAGCUGAAGUUCAAAACCUCCAAGGUGGUAGAGCUCAACAAUAGUUCGUCUGUAGCUCAGGCAUCCGCUGAUGCUGGUAAAUCUCAGACUGCCGCUCCUGAAGUGAGCAAGCAAGCUACUGCCGAAAAAGGUAUCACUGCAUCGUCAACUGGCCAGACAACUGAUGGGCAGGAGUCGGAGUUGAGUGGUUCUGAUAAGGACAAGGUGGCAAAGAAAGCAGGAAGCAUAAAGAUCGUCUCGGCGGGAUUAUCUUCUUCAGUACAAGAUAACACCCAGGACAGGGAAGUUGAUGAAGUACAUGAACCUCUUCCAAGUAAGCAGGAAACUGUUCUAGUAACCGAGGAAAGUGAGAGUGCAUCGGAGCCAAAGAACUCACAAGGGUCAGAGAUAAAGCAGUCUACCCUGGAAUCUCAGCGUGAUGAGAAAGAGUUAGCUGCUGCACUUGAAGCUAUUAAGAAGGUUAUGAAGGUCGACGCAGCUGAGCCAUUUAACACCCCAGUGGAUCCUAUUGCUUUGGGAAUACCUGAUUAUCUUGAUGUUAUCGACACUCCUAUGGAUUUUGGCACAAUAUGUCAAGAUUUAGAACGUGGAAGCAAAUAUAUGAACUCAGAGGAUGUCUAUAAGGACGUGCAGUUUAUAUGGGAUAAUUGUACCAAGUAUAACAGUAAAGGUGAUUACAUAAUAGAGCUUAUGAAACGGGUAAAGAAGGCCUUCAUGAAAAAUUGGCUGGCAGCAGGCUUGUAUUCUGAUGUGCACGAGAAUGGUGGCAAUUACAAUACUGGCGAUGAGGAUACCAAAGUUAGUUCAAAAAGCAAGUCUAAGCAAAAACGGCGUCGCCCAGGGAGAUAUUAUUCUAUAUUCUUAUGUGUGUUUGAAUACAGGAAUGAUCGACACAAAAAUGAUUGUGCAUGUGCUGUUUGUCAAGUUACACGGCGUAAGAAGGAAAGGGAUGAAAUUUUAUCUGUUGAUAAUGAAGUCACUGUAGUGAACAUUUCUGAAGAGCGCAACAUGGAGGUAAACUUCGGUGAUAAUAAUCCUGGUAGUCAUGACACAGCCUCUAGUAAGGAGCAACCACGCCAUAUUGAUGUGUUUAAAACAACAAUGGAAGCAGAUGAUGCGCAGACUCAGAUGGAAGAUCCUGGAAAAUCCCUCAAUAAUCCAUCUCCUGACUAUGAAGAUGAGGUCUCCAGACAGUAUUCCGAGGAUAAGGAAGAGGAGUAUAAAGAUCUGAACAGUCAGGACGAACAUACUUCCACUCAGCCUAAUGAUGACUCAGUAGCUGGACAUCAUGAACAGAAGGCACAGACCGAAAUUGGGCAGGAGGUGGAAAUGGAGGAGUUGCCCAUUCAACAGGAGAACGAGUCAUUCUUGCAAGUCUGCGCGCGCCUUUUCCCCAGCAAGCAGGGCUCCGUUUUCAGGGGUCGCCAUUCUCUGUUCCGUCAGCAGCGCCGUUUGGUGGCACCAAAGGAGAGCCCCCUACACGUCGCCCUGACAGCGAUAAUGAAACGGUAG
Messenger RNA from Triticum turgidum subsp. durum (durum wheat), 1782 nucleotides. The record is from the annotation of a GenBank genome assembly. NCBI's taxonomy places the organism in Eukaryota, Viridiplantae, Streptophyta, Magnoliopsida, Poales, Poaceae.